AUGGGUACAUGGUGGGCUCCACCCAGACUGAGAGCAUAUAAAAGGUCCUCUUCAGGGAGAAGUAUCCAGACACAAGUCACUUACACUCCUUCUCUACCAAGACCGACCUCAACAACCAGCACCAUGUGUGGCUACUACGGAAACUACUAUGGCGGCAGAGGCUAUGGCUGCUGUGGCUAUGGAGGCCUGGGUUAUGGCUACGGAAGCCUGGGCUAUGGCUAUGGAGGCCUGGGCUGUGGCUAUGGAGGUCUGGGCUGUGGCUAUGGCUCUUACAGUGGCUGUGGCUACCGUGGACUGGGCUGUGGCUCUGGCUGUGGCUAUGGCUAUGGUUCACGCUCUCUCUAUGGCUGUGGCUAUGGAUGUGGCUCUGGCUAUGGAUCUGGAUUUGGCUAUUACUACUGA
Arvicola amphibius (Eurasian water vole) is the source of this 402-nucleotide messenger RNA. Its product is annotated as keratin-associated protein 6-3-like. NCBI's taxonomy places the organism in Eukaryota, Metazoa, Chordata, Mammalia, Rodentia, Cricetidae. The transcript has a single exon. Gene Ontology annotation, biological process: keratinization. The coding region runs from base 1 to 402 and encodes 133 amino acids. The record is from RefSeq and is a predicted model, not a curated record.